This is a messenger RNA of Capronia epimyces CBS 606.96, 1488 nucleotides long. Its product is annotated as aldehyde dehydrogenase. The coding region runs from base 1 to 1488 and encodes 495 amino acids. Gene Ontology annotation, molecular function: aldehyde dehydrogenase (NAD+) activity. NCBI's taxonomy places the organism in Eukaryota, Fungi, Ascomycota, Eurotiomycetes, Chaetothyriales, Herpotrichiellaceae. The transcript is spliced from 2 exons. The record is from RefSeq and is a predicted model, not a curated record.
AUGUCUUUAACCCAACGGAUCGAGACGCCCUCCGUCACCUAUGAUCAACCCUUGGGUUUGUUCAUUGACGGCAAGUUCGUGAAGGGUGUUGAGGGCAAGACCUUCGAGACCAUCAACCCCACCAACGAGAAACCCAUUGUCGCAGUUCACGAGGCUGGUCCAGAAGAUGUCGACAUCGCUGUCAAGGCCGCCCGAAAGGCCUUUGAAGGCGUUUGGGCGCAUACCCCUCCUUCCGCGCGAGGCCACUUCUUGACGAAACUUGCCGACCUCUUCGACGAACAUACUGAUAUCCUCGCUGCCAUCGAAUCCCUUGACAAUGGCAAGGCCAUCUCUAUGGCCAAGGUUGAUGUCCAGCUCGCGUCGGGCUGCUUGAGAUACUAUGGAGGGUGGGCAGACAAGAUCCACGGGAAGACCAUUGAUACGGACCACGAAUCUUUCAACUACACCCGACACGAACCUGUCGGCGUGUGUGGCCAGAUCAUUCCCUGGAACUUCCCCAUCCUCAUGUGGUCCUGGAAGAUUGGACCUGCCUUGGCCACCGGCAAUACCGUGGUUCUGAAGACCGCCGAACAGACCCCUCUGUCGGCCCUGUAUGCGGCCAGUCUCAUCCAGAAGGCUGGUAUCCCUGCUGGUGUCGUCAACAUCAUCUCUGGCUUCGGUAAGACCGCCGGCGCCGCUAUCGCUUCUCACAUGGAUGUCGACAAAGUUGCCUUCACUGGCUCGACCGUUGUAGGCCGCGCCAUCCUCCAAGCUGCCGCCAAGUCGAAUUUGAAGAAGGUUACCCUCGAGCUCGGAGGGAAGUCGCCCAACAUCGUCUUCAACGAUGCCAACCUUGAGGACGCCAUCUCUUGGGUCAACUUCGGUAUUUUUUACAACCAUGGCCAAUGCUGUUGUGCUGGCUCGAGAAUUUAUGUCCAAUCUGGUAUCUACGACAAGUUUGUCGAGGCAUUCAGAGAGCGGACUAUUCAGAACGUCGUCGGUGAUCCGUUCCACGAAAAGACGUUCCAAGGACCUCAGGUCAGCCAGCUCCAGUUUGACAGAAUCAUGAGCUACAUCGAGUCCGGCAAGGAAGCCGGUGCUAAGGUCGAGACUGGCGGUGCACGCCAUGGUGACGAGGGAUACUUCAUCCAACCAACCAUCUUCUCCAAUGUCAGCCCUGACAUGAAGAUCAUGCAAGAAGAAAUCUUCGGCCCUGUCUGCGCCAUCAGCAAGUUCGAGACCGAGGAUGAGGUCAUUAAGGCCGGCAACGAGACCGCCUACGGUCUCGCCGCUGCAGUCCACACUACCAAUCUCAACACUGCCAUUCGUGUCGCCAACUCUCUCAAGGCUGGCACCGUGUGGGUCAACAACUACAACAUGCUCAGCUACCAAGUGCCUUUUGGCGGCUUCAAGGAGUCUGGAAUUGGCCGUGAACUUGGCAAGUAUGCUCUCAGUAACUACACACAGGUCAAGUCGGUCCGCAUCCGACUGGGAAACGCCCUCUUCUAG